AUUUGCAGUCAAAUUUCUUGAAGUAAUUAAGCCCUUCUGUGCAAUUUUGCCAGAGAUCCAAAAGCCAGAACGAAAGAUCCAAUUUAAAGAAAAAGUAUUAUGGACGGCCAUCACACUCUUCAUCUUCUUAGUAUGUUGUCAGAUUCCCCUGUUUGGUAUUAUGUCAUCAGACUCUGCAGAUCCAUUUUACUGGAUGAGAGUUAUCCUGGCUUCUAACAGAGGUACUUUGAUGGAGCUGGGUAUCUCUCCAAUCGUCACCUCUGGUCUCAUCAUGCAGCUUCUGGCUGGUGCCAAGAUCAUCGAAGUGGGAGACACACCAAAGGACAGAGCAUUGUUCAACGGGGCACAGAAAUUGUUCGGUAUGAUCAUCACAAUUGGUCAAGCCAUCGUCUACGUCAUGACAGGAAUGUACGGAGAUCCUUCAGAGAUGGGUGCUGGCAUCUGUCUUCUCAUCACUAUACAGCUCUUCGUUGCCGGCCUCAUUGUUCUGCUUCUGGAUGAGCUGCUGCAGAGGGUUAUGGUUUAGGCUCUGGAAUCUCCCUCUUUAUUGCUACCAACAUCUGUGAGACCAUUGUAUGGAAGGCCUUCAGCCCUACUACAGUAAACACUGGCAGAGGCACAGAGUUUGAGGGAGCCAUCAUCGCUCUUUUCCACCUGCUCGCCACUCGUACCGAUAAAGUCCGCGCUCUCCGAGAGGCUUUCUACCGCCAGAACUUGCCUAACCUCAUGAACCUCAUUGCCACCAUCUUUGUCUUCGCUGUAGUUAUAUACUUCCAGGGAUUCAGAGUGGACCUACCCAUCAAAUCCGCCCGCUAUCGCGGCCAGUACAAUACUUACCCCAUUAAGCUGUUCUACACCUCCAACAUCCCCAUCAUCCUGCAGUCCGCUCUGGUGUCCAAUCUGUAUGUCAUCUCUCAGAUGCUGUCUGCCCGAUUCAGCGGUAACCUGCUUGUCAACCUCCUGGGCACCUGGUCUGAUACCUCUACUGGUGGUCCGGCUCGGGCGUACCCUGUAGGCGGCCUCUGUUAUUACCUCUCGCCGCCGGAGUCGUUUGGUUCGGUGCUAGACGACCCGGUUCAUGCCGUGGUUUAUAUAGUCUUCAUGCUGGGUUCCUGCGCCUUCUUCUCCAAGACAUGGAUAGAAGUGUCUGGUUCCUCCGCUAAAGAUGUUGCAAAGCAGCUUAAAGAGCAGCAGAUGGUGAUGAGAGGCCACAGGGAGACCUCCAUGGUGCAUGAGCUCAACAGGUACAUCCCAACAGCUGCUGCUUUCGGUGGUCUCUGCAUCGGCGCCCUCUCUGUCCUGGCAGACUUCUUGGGCGCUAUCGGAUCUGGUACGGGAAUUUUGCUGGCCGUCACCAUCAUCUACCAAUACUUUGAGAUCUUCGUGAAAGAGCAGAGCGAAGUGGGAAGCAUGGGCGCUCUUCUCUUCUAA
Messenger RNA from Staurois parvus, 1431 nucleotides. NCBI's taxonomy places the organism in Eukaryota, Metazoa, Chordata, Amphibia, Anura, Ranidae. The record is from the annotation of a GenBank genome assembly.